AUGCACGUGGUGAACUCCUGCAGCCUUCCCACGGCAAUUGCUCACGCUGCUCACUUUGCGAGCACCAUUCGUCUCCCUGGUCCUGCAGCGCCUAUUGCGGGCGACUCGAAUUCACACCAUGAGCUGCGGGACGGUCGCUCACCAUCCACGACGGCAGGAGAGGACCUUGCCGCCACCUCAUCCGGCAUGGAGUGUGAGCUGUCUGACGACCCGGCACAGGCAACGCGGAUUAGCGGCCGCAGCGUCUCGUUUCCCGACGUGACUGCGCAACGCGUACUGCGUGUCUCCCACUGGACUUCCACCCGUUUGCAAGGAGUCGGACCACCAUCUGCCAUCCCACACUGCAGGGACGGAGGACGGCAUCCCGCGACAGGCAGGCAUGCUGCCACAACGGAAACAUGCCGCUUUGUCCUGCGUGAAGCUGACUGUGAUGCUUCCCCCUCGGCGUGUGGAACUCCUCUGGCCGCUGUGACCACAUGGUUGGAAAUGCACUGA
Messenger RNA from Trypanosoma cruzi, 495 nucleotides. RefSeq lists its product as uncharacterized. The transcript has a single exon. The record is from RefSeq and is a predicted model, not a curated record. Bases 1 to 495 code for a protein of 164 amino acids. Lineage: Eukaryota; Euglenozoa; Kinetoplastea; Trypanosomatida; Trypanosomatidae.